AUGGCCAAGUGUACACAUAAAGGUUGCGGAAAGGACUUUGAUGAGGCAGAGAACAAGGACAAUGCUUGUCAAUAUCACGAAGGCGCUCCCGUCUUUCAUGAAGGUUUAAAGGGCUGGUCUUGUUGUAAGAAGCGUGUAUCUGAUUUCGAUGAAUUCCUUGCUCUUCCUGGUUGUACUUUUGGUCGCCAUUCCACCGAGCCUGUCGCUGCCCCUGCUGCAGUAGGCACUUCAGAGGCUGCAAAGAAUGCUGAUGUUCCCGUCACAGCUCAAGCAACUCAUGUUACUGAAGAGGGCGUGGAAGUGUACGGCAAGAAGCCUGAAGCACCUGCCGCACCUGCUGCUGUUGCCGUUGAACCCAAGAAGGAAGAGGAGGAGAAGAAGCCUGAAAUCGAAGAGGAAGACGAUGAAUCUGUACCUGUACCUGAGGGCACUACAUGUAAGAGACGUGGUUGUGGACGUGUAUGGAAAGACCAAGCUACAUCUCGUGGCUCUGGUGCUGAGGCUACAUGUCGCCAUCAUCCUGGUUCUCCCAUUUUCCAUGAGGGAUCCAAGGGCUGGAGCUGUUGCUCUCGCAAGGUCUUGGAUUUUGAUGAAUUUUUGAAGAUUGAAGGAUGCAAGGAAGGAAAGCAUUUGUUCGUGGGUGCCAACAGUCAAACCGAGGAAAUGGUCGAUUGCCGUACUGAUUGGUACCAGACUCAAACCAAUGUCAUUUUGAGUAUUUUUGCAAAGAACAAAGAUGAUACAAAAGUUGAUUUCACUGAGGACUCUAUCAAUGUUGACAUCAAGAUGAAGGGUAACAAGCGUUACAAGAAGACAUUCCCUCUCUUUGCUACAAUCGAUACUCCUGCCUCCAAAUUCACUGUGCUCUCAACAAAGAUUGAAAUUAAUUUAAAAAAGACCAGUGGCAUCUCUUGGGCAUCUCUUGAACCCAACGAUCAAGUCAAGACCUGGACUACCUUUGGUGUAAGCGGUGGCGGUGGCACUGUGGGUGGUACCGAAAUGUAUUAUAAUGCUGAUUCACCUUUGCAUCAUGUUAAUAAGAAAUAA
This is a messenger RNA of Mucor velutinosus, 1047 nucleotides long. RefSeq names its product 2,3-bisphosphoglycerate-independent phosphoglycerate mutase (gene IPGM1). NCBI's taxonomy places the organism in Eukaryota, Fungi, Mucoromycota, Mucoromycetes, Mucorales, Mucoraceae. The transcript has 5 exons. The record is from RefSeq and is a predicted model, not a curated record. The coding region runs from base 1 to 1047 and encodes 348 amino acids.